UUCGCUCUCUCUGCAGAUGUCCAGUACUUAUACAUGUUCCCGGGCAGCUCCAGCCUCUCUUCUCUAUGUGGUGACCGUGGACUACUGGACCCGGACCAGCCCUUCCUUCAGAGUCCUGGACCAGCGGCCAUGUUGGAUGCAGCUCACUAACCCUUGAACUUGGGGGAGGGGGGGGACACUCCAGUUUGUCUAAACUCACAUCGCAGACUGCCAUGCUGGUGUUAGAAUGAGAGACUGAGCGAGGGGGGGGGACGAGCAGAAAGAAGAGAGAGCGAGGGGGGGGGGGGGGGGGGCGAAGCGCCGGUGUCGGACCCACAGAAGACCAGCCAUCCUGCGGGUAGGUGGGCGGCUCCGGUGGGGGCCACACCCCUGACCAUGACCAGCCUGUUCAGGAGAAGCAGCAGCAAUGGAGGCUCCAGAAACAACAGCGGAGGGGGGGGCGGAGGGAGCGGCGGCGGAGGGGGGGGGCAGGGGCACCUUAACAACAGUAGGCCCAACCGGCAGGUCCGACGCCUGGAGUUCAACCAGGCCAUGGAGGACUUCAAGACCAUGUUCCCCUCCAUGGACUACGAGGUGAUCGAGUGCGUCCUGCGCUCCAACAACGGCGCGGUGGACGCCACCAUCGACCAGCUGCUGCAGAUGAGCGUGGACGGGCAGGGGACGGACGACAGCUCCGACUCCGACGACAGCAUCCCACCAGAGAUUUUGGAGCGAACGCUGGAACCCGACAGUUCAGAUGAGGAACCUCCUCCGGUCUAUUCUCCGCCCACGUACGACAUGCACAUUUACGACAGGAAAUACCCAGAAGCCCCGCCCACUCCUCCGCCACGGUUUGAGACGCAGCCGCCUCCUGGACAUCAGCAGCUGAGGAGUUACAGGAACUGGAACCCCCCUUUACUGGGAAAUCUGCCCGAUGACUUCCUACGCAUUCUGCCUCAGCAGUUGGACAGUAUAAAGAGCUCUCAGAGCAGCCUGUCCCAGCCGUCGUCUUCGUCCUCGUCCUCGGUGUCCUCGGUCGGACAGUGGACGGCCCACUCCUCCUCCGGCUCUCGGUCCGGAGCCUCGGGCAGCUCCGGAGGUUCAGGUCUGACGACGGGAGCCACGGAACAGGACAAGAAGCUGAAGCAGUACCUGGAAGACGAGCGCAUCGCCCUGUUCCUGCAGAACGAGGAGUUCAUGAGAGAGCUGCAGCGCAACCGAGAGUUUCUGAUCGCUUUAGAGAGAGAUCGCUUGAAGUAUGAAUCAAAGAAAUCAAAGUCCAAUCAUUCAUCUAGCAUGGAGAAUUCCACAGGUGAACAGUGUUCUGCCGCUUCCAUGGACGCCGUUUCAGACGACGCUCUGUUCAGAGACAAACUCAAACACAUGGGCAAAUGUAAGGAA
Molecule: messenger RNA, 1380 nt
Organism: Sphaeramia orbicularis (orbiculate cardinalfish)
Lineage: Eukaryota; Metazoa; Chordata; Actinopteri; Kurtiformes; Apogonidae
Product: CUE domain-containing protein 1
Exons: 6
Molecular function (GO): ubiquitin binding
Source: RefSeq, a predicted model, not a curated record